Durio zibethinus is the source of this 1725-nucleotide messenger RNA. The record is from RefSeq and is a predicted model, not a curated record. Lineage: Eukaryota; Viridiplantae; Streptophyta; Magnoliopsida; Malvales; Malvaceae.
UGAAUCUUCUUCUAUGAUCUUCGUUUUUUUAUUGUUUCUUUUGAAACUGACGCUAAAUUCUACUCGCAAUUUUUAUUGAUCGUCCUUUAUCUGGUAAUUGUGCUUCUGAUUAUAAUUUCUUUGUUUUUAAUCUGUAUUCUUUUUUAAUGUUGUUUUUUAAGUCUAAGUUUGAUAUUCAGAAUUAACCAGUUUAAGAAGUUUGGAUUGUGCUUUAUUGAUUUUUCUACUGCAUUAGCGGUUGUUUAGUUAUUUGAGUUUCGCCUUCCAUGUUUACCCGCAUUCAACUAUGGUUCUUGGAGUUGGUCCUGGUUCUUUUUUCUUGUUAUAGUGGAUUGUUCUGGUCUUUUUCUUCUCUCCCUAUCAUCACCAUACGCCGAUUGACUAAUUCUUUAAAAGAUAAUAGAGGAAUUAUGUCAUUAAGAAGAAAAGGAGAGGUGUGAGAGUAAGGAUGUGAGGCCUUCACUUCCUACCAUUUACGAUUCCCCAUGCAUUUAGUAGGUGACAUCUUCACUGGUUUUCUUUAAUAUGUGAACUUAUCUCUUCCUGUAAUUUCAUGUUAAAGUUGUUGCUGUUUGGUCAUAGCUUUCAUGUAUUUACUUUUAUUGGGUUUCUUCAGAUAGUUCAAAACAAACGUAUCAGCACUCUCCAUCCAAUGAACCAAAUCAAGAAACACCUUCCGCUGGAGAUGGAAGUUCCGUUGAAACUGAAACUCGAGUAGAAAAAACUGGAACAAAGAAUGAUGGACCAAGCACAGUUUCACAAAGUGCUGGGGAUGCAGAGCAUGUUGGCAUGAUAACUGGUGUAAGUGGAACUAUCACAACUGCCUUAGCAAAUGCGGGAUAGGAGCUUGUUCUAAAUUCUCUUCAUCUUGCAUUUGAGACAAAGAACUUAAAAAUCCUUGAACCAGCUUUGGAUUGUCUUCAUCGCAACACCAAUUGCUUAUGAUCAUCUCCAGGGAGAUCCUGGUCAAGGAUACCACAGUUGCAUCUGUUGAGGAACUUCAAAACCUUGCUGGUGGUGCUGAUAUUAAGGGUUUAGAGGCUGCUCUUGACAAAGUAGGACAUGUUGAGGAUGGUAAAAAGAUUACAAGGUAUGGACUAAAAUAUUUUACCCAGAUUGCUAGUUUCUGUUUUCUUGCUAUCAUGACACUUGAAACUUAUCGUAGAGGGGUUGGCCUUGAGAGCAUGAGUAUUGGUAAACGUGAUGCAUUACUAGUGUUCCGCACCCUUUGCAAGAUGGGUAUGAAGGAAGAUGCUGAUGAGGUCACAACCAAUACAAGGAUUCUGUCUCUUGAGCUUCUGCAGGUCAAUUUUAUGAAUUUAUUUUAUGCUUUGAAGAAUGUUUCGUUUGUAGUCUUUGCAUAAUAGAAUAAAACGCUUUAAAGUUUGAAGGAAUAUGCUGAUGGGGUCACAACCAAGACAAGGAUUCUGUCUCUUGAGCUUUUUUGUAGAUCAAUUUUAUGAAUUUAUUUUAUGCUUUUGAGAAUGUUUGGUUUGUAGUCUUUGCAUAAUAGAAUAAAACGCUUUCCCAACUAUGUGGGGUCAUAUUUUUUAUAUGCUUCAUUUUGUUUUUCUCUGUUAAGAGGAUAUAUUUGCUAUUCUCAUGCUUGUUAUUAGCAUUGAAAUAUUGUUGUAAUCCUUGAAUAGGUGGAUAGAUUGUUUUAAAAUGCCAAAAUUUGUUAAUUUUGAGAGCAAUAAAGAAAAGAUAGCUAAUGUCAUUCAUCAU